Penicillium canariense is the source of this 2175-nucleotide messenger RNA. RefSeq lists its product as uncharacterized. NCBI's taxonomy places the organism in Eukaryota, Fungi, Ascomycota, Eurotiomycetes, Eurotiales, Aspergillaceae. The transcript has 3 exons. Bases 1 to 2175 code for a protein of 724 amino acids. Gene Ontology annotation, biological process: proteasome-mediated ubiquitin-dependent protein catabolic process. The record is from RefSeq and is a predicted model, not a curated record. Gene Ontology annotation, molecular function: protein-macromolecule adaptor activity; protein binding. Gene Ontology annotation, cellular component: nucleus.
AUGGACCAUGUUUCUGGUCUUCCUGAGCCACCCCGAUCAGAACCCAUCCUUCAUUACUCGUCUCAGGAAAUACCUUCCUCCCCGCCCUCAGUCGCAUCUGAAGCUGGCGGUGGGCGACGACAGAGAAAACCACCAACAGUCACACCCCGGUCCUUUCGGCGCUUUUUUACCCCACGGUCUCUGCUGAACAGCGGAAACAAUGCUAGCAGCGUGAAAACAAAUCGCCAGGCCCUGCGCGCGCUGAACUCGCCAGCUGUGAACCGCCUCGGUCCCGCUUUUACCAGAUCCUCCAAGACCGGCAAUGCUAGGAGCCCUUACGAUGGCUUGCCGGAAGAUUUUAUGCGCACACCGAGCAGGAAAAGGAAACAUUCGUUUUCUUCGGCAGCAUCCCCGCUGCAAUCCUCGCCAUUGAAGAAGGUUCGUUUGCGUUCUCCGGUGGGCGACGAAGUGGAGCAGAGAGCCACCGUACGAGAUAUCGACGUGACCGCUGUGAUCGCGAGGGGGCGCCAUGCCCAAACAACACCUACUAGCCCUCCUAAACGCCGACCAGUCUCGCCAGUCAGCCGAUCUCGAGCAUUGCAGACUUCCGGUUCAUUUUUUAUGCGAACGCUACAGGGCUCGCGUGCGAACCGGCUGACUAUUCGAUCGACUGCUGGAGCUGGCUGGCAGGAUGUAACAAAUGACUUCCAUUCGCGACCAGAGGACCGUCACUCAUGUGCCAGCUAUGCUAAUGAGGGGCAAUUGGCACUUCCCUUCUGCAAUGCUUCUUGCAACACCAACUCAUUGGUCGCGGUUGGCGAUGAAGAGGGCGGUAUUCGGUUGCUGGAUUCCUCCAAAGAGGACGAGCGAGGGUUUUCUGGCGCGUAUUUGGGUUUUCGUCCGCACAUGAACUCGAUCAUGGAUCUUGAGUUCUCGUCCGACGAUAUGCUCCUGGCUACCGCUUCUGGCGACCAAACGUCCUUCGUCAUCGACAUGACCACACAACGACCAAUCCAUUGUUUAUCGAACCAUGUGUCAUCCGUGAAGCGAGUCCAGUUCCAGCCUGCUUCCAAUAAUAAAGUUCUUGCAACAUGCAGCCGCGACGGUAAUGUGAACAUAUGGGACCUCCGAUGCAAGGGCUUCGAGCGUCCAUCCCUACAGGUUCGAUGCUCGCUGGAAUCGGAUGCCGAGCCCGCCAACACUUCGGCGCCCCCAAAGAUGACGUACCCUCACGUUCUCAAUACCAUCCAGGGUGCUCAUGCAUACAUUACCCCUCAAAAGCCUGCCCUGGACAAGUCAGACGCUCCUCCGUUUGGUCGUUCCGACAUUACUGUUACUUCACUCGCCUUCUUGCCCCCCGGUCAAGAGAAUCUCUUCGUCACGGCAUCCGAGGCCAGCGCUAGUGUUCGACUAUGGGACUUGCGGACAGCACAUAACAACCGCCGAGGUCGGCCUGUCCUUCCAUUGUCCACUACGCGGGAGCCUGACAGCCACAUCAAGUACCGGCGGUUUGGCCUGACAUCAAUGGCUUUCGGCGGCGAUGGUGCAAGGCUGUACACCCUCUGCCGCGAUGGUACUGUGUAUACAUACUCGACCUCCCACCUGGUGCUUGGGCAUGCACCUGAGCUUUCGCUCAACAACGUCCGCCCCCGACGAUCGGGUGGCUCAGACAAGGAGGGUCUAGGUCCCCUGUAUGGAUUCCGUCACCCACGUCUUCAAGUUUCCACUUUUUAUGUCAAACUCGCGGUGCGCAAAGCCUUCAAUGACCGCGCAGAGUUGUUGGCCGUUGGUAGUAGUGAUCAGUGCCCGAUUCUAUUCCCUACCGAUGAACGGUUCUUGCAAUCUCCUGUGAAGACUUUGUCUGAUGAUCUUCCCGCAACACGAACCUCACUUUUCACAACUCGAUCUGGACUCCGCCGCACCAAUUCUGGUUUUGGUUUGUCUAGCCGACUCGAAGACACCAUCCCUAUCUAUCAAUCUGGCACACCUCUGGUCGAAGGUCACCAGAAGGAAGUCACUGGCCUUUCAUGGACGGUCAAUGGUGAGCUCAUUACCGUCAGUGAUGACUACAGCGCCCGAUGCUGGCGCGAAGGGCCCGAGGCUCGUGAGCUUCGGACCGAUGGCCAAAAGGAGGGUCGAGACUGGCAGUGCGGUUGGGCUGCCACAACAGACUCUCAUGACGAUGAAGACGAAUGA